This is a messenger RNA of Frankliniella occidentalis (western flower thrips), 528 nucleotides long. RefSeq names its product sperm-associated antigen 6-like. Bases 1 to 528 code for a protein of 175 amino acids. Gene Ontology annotation, biological process: cilium movement. Gene Ontology annotation, cellular component: microtubule cytoskeleton. Gene Ontology annotation, molecular function: microtubule binding. The transcript has a single exon. The record is from RefSeq and is a predicted model, not a curated record. Lineage: Eukaryota; Metazoa; Arthropoda; Insecta; Thysanoptera; Thripidae.
AUGACUGCCCGCCUCGCGCAGCUGGAGGCGCUGACGGCCUUGUGGAGUGUGGCGCGCCACUCUGCAGCCCUGGCCGAGCUGGUGGCCACCCUGGACGACGACGUGAUGGCGGGCGUGGUGGCCGCCCUGCUGGACCACAAGGAGGCCGUGCGGCACGCCGCGGCCCUGCUGGUGCGCGACCUCAGCAAGCGCACGCUGCAGCUGUCCCAACUGGCCGUGGACGCGGGGGCAGGCAGCGCCCUCGCGCAGCUGCUCAAGGACACACCGGGCCCGUGCCGCCUGCACGCCGCCGUCGCCCUCGGCUACAUCGCCGCGCACUCGCCCGUCCUCGCCUUGGCCGUCAUCGCCGCGCAGGUGGUGGAGGGCCUGGUGGCGGUGCUGCGCGAGGACGACGACGAGGCCGUGCUGGAGGCCGCCGCCUGGACGCUGGGUCAGCUGGGCAGGCACUCCGCUAAACAUGUGGAGGAGAUCGCCGGCCAACACGUGCUCACCACGCUCGCUGAGGUGAGGCCAGGGACUAAGGACUGA